AUGCCUUUCAAACAGACUUUUGAAAAACACCUCAACAAAGAUCUCGAGUCUAAUCGCGACUCGGCUCUCUAUCCACCACCUCUUCCUCCUGCCGAUCUGGAGUCUCAGCCCUCUCCACCGACACCACCUCCCGCAGCUCCUCAGGUCUUCACCAGCUACCCAGAGCGCAGAGGCGGCAUCUAUGUCCCCACACCCUUGCUUAUUCUCCUGAUCCUGGUCCUGCUCUUCGAGUCCAGUGUUCUCUUCGUCUACACGAUCGUUGCCCUUUGGAACACUCUACCAAUCCCCGUCACUCAGCCUCACCUCAUGCCAUUGCCUCAACAGCAGAUCUGGCAACCAACCACCAUCACUUCAAUCUCAACAACAACUGAAACCUCUACGUUCAGCACAACGCUCAUCAGUACAACUACUUUGAACCUCUCGACCACUCUUCCAGCUUCUACAACUACAAUCUCCACGACUGUGGUCCCUACUCCAAGCACCAUCCCGCCUGUCACGGUCACUAAACCUGCUCCUACCAUUACCGUUACGAGUACUUUGACGCCUUUUGAGAUGCCUUCCAUCACUACCAUGACUAUCAUGAGUACGACCAGCCAGGCAGACAGCGGCAGCACCACUACAAGCACUACUGUCGUUACUGCUAAGUAG
Messenger RNA from Aureobasidium melanogenum CBS 110374, 648 nucleotides. RefSeq lists its product as uncharacterized. The transcript has a single exon. The record is from RefSeq and is a predicted model, not a curated record. Bases 1 to 648 code for a protein of 215 amino acids. Lineage: Eukaryota; Fungi; Ascomycota; Dothideomycetes; Dothideales; Saccotheciaceae.